UCUAAGGAAAUAUGUUAUAAUUACCAGCUUGAAGUCAAUAAAAAGAUAAAGGAACUUUGAGAAACUUGUUUGCUCCUUUUCAUUUCUAGAAAAUUAUAUUCUCCCUUUUCUGUUUUUCUGUUGUUUGUUUGUCCUAAUGGCCAAGUUGGAGAUUCAAAUCCAGACAAGUGAAAUGUUAAAGCCCUCCACUCCGACUCUGAAUCAUCUUCGUAGCCUUAACCUUUCAAUGUUCGAUCAGCCAGAUGCUAGUAACUAUGCACCAAUUCUGUUUCACUAUUUGCCGAGUAAUGAACAGAACAAUACAGCAGAAAGAUGUGAUAAGCUGAAGAAAUCAUUGGCUGACACCUUAGUCAAUUUUUACCCUCUAGCAGGAAGAUUUAGUAGAAACGACCUCACAAUUCACUGUAAUGACGAAGGUGCUGAGUAUGUUGAAACCCGAGUCAAUGCGAAUCUUGCUCAAUUCCUCCAUCAAUUAGGACCCAAGAUUGAGCUUCUGGAUCAUCUUAUUCCAUGGUGUAAUUCUUUCCCUCCAGAAAGUACACAUCUGCCUCCACUACUUGCUGUCCAAGUGAAUAUAUUCAAUUGUGGUGGCCUAGUCAUCGGUAUACAGAUUUCACAUAUCAUAACAGAUGGUUUUACUCUAGGAACAUUUAUGACAGAAUGGGCACGCGUUAGCCGAACAGGGACAGCUACAAAAGAUUGUAGUUAUGGUCAUUUGCCGUCCCUCUUUCACUCAAGAGUAGUGCCACUCGCACAUCAUGAUUUUUCUUCACUGCCUUCUUCCGACAUAGUCGGCCCUAAGAUUGUCACGAGGAGGUUUGUGUUUGAUGCUCAGGCAAUAGCAAAUCUCAAACACAGAAUCAAUUCAAGUGCUCCAUUCACGAAACCUAAUCGAGUGAUGAUCGUUCUGUCAUUAAUAUGGAAUGUUCUUGUGGGAAUUUCCUCAGCCAAACGUGGACAUUCAAGGGACUCUUGCUUAAUAAUUCCUAUUAAUGUGAGGGCAAAAUCAAAGUUACCGUCUUUACAACAUGCUCUUGGAAAUUGUACCCUAAUUAGUAUUCCUACUCUUGAGGCAAAUAAUAGACAGGAGUUACAUGACUUUGCUAAUUUAGUAGGAAGCACAUUAAGGGAGACAUUGAUAAGUAUUGGUAAGGCGAACAUCGAUGAUAUUGCCUCUAUGGUUGCUGAUCAAAGCAGAGAACUUGUAAACGCAUUUGGUCAAAAAGAUGAGAAGGACAUUUAUCUCAGCAGUAGUUGGUGCAAAUUCCCGUGGUAUGAAGUAGACUUUGGUUGGGGAAAGCCAUUCUGGGUGAGCAGUGCUUGUAGACUUCUUGAAGUAAUUAUUCUGGUGGACACAAAGGAAGGUGAUGGAAUAGAAGCAUGGGUUAGUUUGAAGGAGGAUGACAUAAUUGAAUUCGAGAGAAACAUACAAAUGGUUUUGCCGCGUAUAAAUCAUAUUUCAUCACAAAAGAUCACACCCAUCAGUCGUCUCUAAACAUGGGUUGCUUAAAUUAUACAAAGACGAUUUUGUCCUCUUUACGCUUUGAAAAAUAGCAUUUGAUUCGUGAUUUAAUUUGGAUAAAAUAGACUGUUGCAUUAUGUAUCUUCUUGAGGGUGCUGCUUCUAUUGAAAUUGUUGGGUCGAAA
This is a messenger RNA of Capsicum annuum, 1646 nucleotides long. Its product is annotated as acetyl-CoA-benzylalcohol acetyltransferase. Lineage: Eukaryota; Viridiplantae; Streptophyta; Magnoliopsida; Solanales; Solanaceae. Bases 137 to 1495 code for a protein of 452 amino acids. The record is from RefSeq and is a predicted model, not a curated record. The transcript has a single exon.